AUGUGUAUUUUGAUUGGUGUACGUUGACUCGUAUUAUAACCUAUUCUAUUUUCUUAAUAUUUAAUAUUAAUCAAUUUAUAUUGGUAAGAAGAUUGUGAAUUACUAAAAUGGCCAAAGUUAAGAACAAACGUAACUUUGGUAAUGCUGACAAAGUCCACACAAAGAGAAAAGCCGAAGCAAAUAAGAAGAAACUAAAUCCAUUCGAAGUUCACAUUAAUAGAGAAAAAUUAAAAGUCUUAGGCAAAAAGUCUAAACAUGACCGUGGUUUGCCUGGUGUAUCUCGUGCUAAAGCUAUACAAAAGAGAAAGGAAACUCUCGGUGUUGAAAUGAAGGUAAUGAAUAAAACAAAUGCGUUCAUUGACCGACGUAUCGGUGAGAAAAACACACAACUGUCAGCUGAAGACAGAAUGAUAGCAAGGUUUGCUGCGGAAAGAGCUAAGCAGCAUAGUAAGAAAAAUAUUUAUAAUUUGGCUGAUGAUGAGAUUUUGACACAUAGAGGUCAAACUUUGGAACAGAUUGAGAAAUUUGACGACCCAAGAUCUGAUGAUGAAGAUGAUGAGGGUGGGAAAAGGUUUGGUGGUCUAGACGAUGAAUUUGUAUCAGACGGUCAUUUCGGAGGUGGUAUUUUAUCCAAAACUGACGCACAAGAUGGUGCUAAAUCACAUAAAGAUUUAAUUGAGCAGUUGAUAGCGGAAUCGAAGAAAAGAAAGGCAGAGAAACAGAAGGAAAAAGAACAGACAUUGGAUCUGACGGAGAAGUUAGAUAGUGAAUGGAAGGAUUUACAACCGGUUGUGUUUAAGAAAGCGAGAGUUGAAGAGUCUUUGAUAGAUAAGUUGCUAAGUAAAGCAGAUAAGGGCCAAGAUUACGAUAAAAUGAUGCGAGAACUCAAAUUUGAAAAGAGAGGAACUCCAUCAGAUGGACUAAAAAGUACAGAAAAGCAGGAAGCAGAAGAAAGAAAGAAGUUGGAGGAGUUAGAGAGGCAGAGGGAACAGAGAAUGUUGCCAGAAGAAGAAAUAAAUGUGUCUAAAUCUAAUCCUGCUAUUUUAAAACACAGGUCAGCGGACGAUUUGGACGAUAACUUCGAACUGGAAGACGAAAAAGAAUUCAUGUUGGCUUACGAUAAAGAUGGGAAACCUUUGGUACCUGAAAAUGUAUUGAAAGAUUUUACAGUUCCAAAUGCAAAACCUAAAUUCGAUGAUGGAAUAUCAGACACAUCAUCAGAAGGUGAAGAUGAAGAAGGCAGUGAAAGUGACGAUGAUGAUAAUGGUAACGAAAAUGAAGAAAAUACAAAAGAAAAUAGUAUUGAAGGAAAGGAUUUGAAUGCUAAGAAUAUUGAAUCUGAAGCAUCUAGUGAUGAAAAUGAUGAAGGUGAUGAUGAUGAAAGCGAUAAUGACGAAGAUAACAAAUUAAAUAAACCUAAAGUAAAUGGUGUCAGUAAUGACGUAGAAUCUGAACAUUCGGAUGAUGAAUCUGGUAGUGAUGAUAAUGAUGAUGAUGUUAAAAAUGAUGAAUUCGAUGAUUUAGGAGAUUUAAAGGAAUCAGAAGAGGAAACGGAUGAUGAAAUUUUAGAAGAGAGUAGUCAAAAGAUAGAAUCGUUUUUCAAUUUGAAAUCUGAGGAAGGAACUAAUCUAAAAGAAUUGCUAACAGGAAAAUCUCCUUCACAACAAUCAGCAGCAUUACAAAAAUUGAUAAAAAGCUACGAUCCCAGUUUAUCUGAGAAUAAUAAAGAAUUAUUAAGUAGAUUGUACGCACACAUGUUGCAAUACGUCAACGAUAUUUUCUCAAAUCUCAACGAUGAAGGAGAAAUUAUGAAAUCAUUUCUGAUAUUUAACAAAUUGGUUCCACAUUUUUACGACUUAGCUCACACCAACAAAGUCUCAUCAAAGAAAUUUAUGUGCGAUUUAUUAAAAGAAAAACAUGAUAAAUUCAAAAAGUAUCCCAAAAAAGUACCCGAUUUAGAUACAUUGAUAUUUUUCAAACUAAUAUCUCUUUUAUACCCGACAUCAGAUUUCCGACAUCCAGUUACGACACCAUCUUUGAUUUUUAUGUCAGAAAUUCUAGCUUCUUGCAGAUUUAAAGAUGCAUAUUCAGUUUCUAGAGGUUUUUUCGUUAAUGCAUUAAUUUUAGAAUACACAGUACUAUCUAAAAGAUUCGUCCCCGCUGGAGUUAAUUUUCUACGCGGCGUUUUAUAUUUAAGCGCGAACACUUCAGUAUUAAAUCCAAUCCAAGUGGUGCCGCCAUUUCGUUUGCACAAAGAUGUCAAAAUUUUGAAUUUAGAAGACGAUUGUUCUAAAAUUGCGUUCGAAAACAAAAUGUCCACGAAGGAUUUAAUCAGAAUUGAAAUUGACAAUGCGUUCAAGAUUACUUGCUUAUAUAAUUGUGUAUUAAUGUUGAAAGAAUUUUUUGAUAAUUACAACGAUUUGGAGGCACAGGAGGCUAUUUUUGAAGCGCAUAUAAAAUUAUUGGGCAGAUUGGAUAUAGAUUUGUAUCCGAAGAAAGUUAGAAGUACUGUAUCCGAGGUGUUACAGCAUAUGAAAGAGAGUUUGGAAGUUAAAACUUUUACGCCGUUGGCGAGAGAGAAAGUUAGACCUAAAGCGUUAAGAUUAUAUGAACCUGACAUUCAAGAAGUAUUCACCGGCAGUAAGAGUUCUAAGCUGUCACGUGAGAAGGCAGAGAAGGCAAGACUGCAGGGUAAAUAUAAGAAGGAGAUGAAGGGAGCGCUGAGGGAGAUAAGAAGAGACAAGGCGUAUAUCGCAUCCGUUAAGAUACGACAGAAGAUUCACAGUGACAAUAUUCGCAAGGAAAAGGUGAAACAGAUUUACAAAGAUGCUUCAAUACAACAGGGAGAGUUGAACAAAUUGAAACGAAUGAAAUGACAUUGAUUAAAACUUUAUUCAUUAUGUAAAUAUAAUGAUAUCACAAA
Papilio polytes (common Mormon) is the source of this 2923-nucleotide messenger RNA. Its product is annotated as nucleolar protein 14 homolog. Bases 108 to 2876 code for a protein of 922 amino acids. The transcript is spliced from 10 exons. Gene Ontology annotation, biological process: maturation of SSU-rRNA. Gene Ontology annotation, cellular component: small-subunit processome; nucleolus; Noc4p-Nop14p complex. Lineage: Eukaryota; Metazoa; Arthropoda; Insecta; Lepidoptera; Papilionidae. The record is from RefSeq and is a predicted model, not a curated record.